AUGAAGCUGGCUCCUUUGAGCUGCAUCAGCAAGGCGCUCUCCUCCCAAAGCUUCUCGUCCCUCUACAUCCACCACCCUGCUCUCCUCCACUUCAUCUAUCGAUAUCCCGAUCUAGUGGAGAAAUUCGGGUCGCUGGUCCUGGAGCUUUGGUUGACCAAGCAGACUCAGCACACAGAUGCAGAGCAGAGCAUGGAGACAGGAGAGCAGAGAGAAAGCGGUGCGGAGGAAUAUAAGGAGCCGGACACAGAAACACGGGAGCUUCUGACUCUGAUGGAGAAACACCCAGCUGUCCUGCUGACCCUCCUGUGUUUCACACCCAGUUAG
Molecule: messenger RNA, 324 nt
Organism: Notothenia coriiceps (black rockcod)
Lineage: Eukaryota; Metazoa; Chordata; Actinopteri; Perciformes; Nototheniidae
Product: meiosis inhibitor protein 1-like
Exons: 4
Coding region: 1-324 (107 amino acids)
Biological process (GO): meiosis I
Source: RefSeq, a predicted model, not a curated record